AUGCAAUUAGCAUUGCAGGACGUUGAAGCCGCUUUCGACUCUUCUCAUAGAGCCCGUCUUCUCAACGCGCUCUGUGCCUAUGCAGAAUCAGAAAAGUUCGUUCGCUUGCUCGAUGACAUGAGUCAGCGAACAACUGCUGCAGGUCGAAAACCAGCCGGAUUUACAAAACCGCUAGAGUUGGUAACUGGAGUAAGACAAGGGGCAAUGGCAGGACCUUUCCUGUUCGAUUUCUCCACCGACAACAUUAUGCGAAGAACAGUAGAUCAGUGUGCCCGCCGAUGUCAUCCUAGCACAAUCAGAACGUCUCUUGACCGAUCGAGUACGCCGACGAUGUAG
This is a messenger RNA of Necator americanus (New World hookworm), 336 nucleotides long. RefSeq lists its product as uncharacterized. Lineage: Eukaryota; Metazoa; Nematoda; Chromadorea; Rhabditida; Ancylostomatidae. The coding region runs from base 1 to 336 and encodes 111 amino acids. The record is from RefSeq and is a predicted model, not a curated record. The transcript has a single exon.